Molecule: messenger RNA, 4524 nt
Organism: Lampris incognitus (smalleye Pacific opah)
Lineage: Eukaryota; Metazoa; Chordata; Actinopteri; Lampriformes; Lampridae
Gene: mepcea
Product: methylphosphate capping enzyme a
Exons: 5
Coding region: 356-2569 (737 amino acids)
Biological process (GO): snRNA modification
Molecular function (GO): snRNA binding; O-methyltransferase activity; RNA methyltransferase activity
Source: RefSeq, a predicted model, not a curated record
UCUCCGAGGGAACGGAAUAAUUUAUUCACCAACCUGCGUGUGAGAGACGGAGGCGACCAGGAGCUGGCUUGGAAGACGUGGGCGAGUCAGUUUGCGGAACAGCGGAGCCCUUCGCUGCCCUCGGGUCUUUUCCGCGGACGACACACGCCAUCUUUUAUACCAACGCGUUUUGGUGUUUAGCAAGCCCCCCCACCCCCCUCCCCGUGUUGAUGCGUACGGAGAUUUCGGUGUUAGCCACGCUAGCGUUAGCACUAGCCGAGCCUGCGAGUCGGUGACAGUCGGGGUGGAGGCGGGGAGAGCCGUAUGAGAUCUGGAAAGGCUCCCAUGUCUGCAUCAGCGGUGGACAAAAAUAAAAAUGUCUGUCGACGAGGAGGCCGUUAAAACUGCCAAUUCAACUUUAUCUCUUCAAAUCUUAGAAUGUACUGGAGCGUAUAAUAAUAUUUCCAUAAUGGCAGAGGUGCCUGUGGCCACCCCUGACAACUCAGAAAACACCGCCACCUGCCCUGUUCCACACGGCGUGGACCUACCAAAUCACGAAAGCUCUGCCGACACAUGUGCCCUCUCAGAGAGUGUCGGGGAGAAAGCGAGUGAGAACGAGAAUCACAUAAACCGCAGGAGCAGCUUGCAUCAUUCCAAACAGCAGCAACAACAGAGGCUAACAAAGCGGCGCAACACAUCGAAUUCUAGUUUCAAGCAUCCAACAUCUGGCAAGAGAAGACGAAGGGCCAACUCUGAGAGUGACUCAGUCCUACCCACAAAUUUCCUUCUGGGGGGUAAUAUUUUUGACCCGCUGAAUCUCAACAGUCUGCUGGAUGAGGAGGUCAACCGGACACUGAAUGCAGAGACUCCUAAAUCCUCUCCGCUGCCAGCCAAGAGUCGAGACCCUGUGGAGAUCCUCAUCCCCAGGGACAUAACUGACCCGCUCAACCUCAACAGCGGGAUUACGGACAGCAGCUUCUUGACAUCCCCCUUCAAGAGCAGUGGCAGGAGGAGACAUCGCAGACACCAUGGAGGAGGAGGAGGAGGAAGUGGUGUUGGUGGUGGGAUUUCAGUCUCACAGGUUGAUCUUUCAGAUUCAAGAAAGAGGGAUGAGGUGAAAACCAGUGCCACCACACUGCCUCCAGCUAUGUCAGUGUCUGUCUUGGUCUCAGAUGUCCCUGGGGAAUCCAGCACCUUCUCCGGGGUCCCGGUGAGGGACUCUGAGGACAGUAAGGAAUGUAACUUGGCCAGCUGCAAGGAGUUGUUGACAGCUGUUUUGUCUGGUCCCAACACCUUGACACGAAUUACAGAAGACUUCGCUUCUUCCACAACGGGGGGAUCAAACCAGCACUCGAGCAGACGCAAACGUCGACGCAACUCUGGGAAGAUGGAGCCCUCUGUGGCCCAGUCUACCCCAGCUGGGAAACCAGGGUCUGCAGACAGAGUUUCUGCCAUGGGGUCAUCGAGAAUCUCUCAGUGCUUCGGCACACCAAAGAGCGGUCCCAGAGUGUGGCAAGGAAGUCAACAGCAACAGCCCUGUAAGCGGCAACAGAGGAAAAAGUUCCAGUACGGGAAUUACAAUAAGUAUUACGGCUACCGCAACCCAGGUGCCGGUGAAGAUGCACGGGUUAGAUAUUUUCGUCCAGAAUGGUUUGAGGGAAAAGAUGUUCUAGAUUUGGGGUGUAACACAGGCUACCUGACUCUCUAUAUUGCCAAAGUGCUACGACCUGCCAGUAUUUUGGGCCUGGAUAUUGACAGUGAUCUGAUAUAUGCAGCUCGAAAGAAUAUCAGACAUUAUUUGUCUGAGCUGCAGACCCGUGAGGCUAGAUGGGCAAUGAAGGGGGAGAAGAGUUUCACACAGGGAGGGAGGAAUGGAGAGGCGAGCCAAACGGGAAGGAAAGGCGGACAAGACAAGCACAAUGAAGCUGAGAGCAGGUAUGAAAAUGGAAAACCAGUGGAAGGGGACAGUUGCCCUGCGGAGGCUGUAAAUGACAGCAUCCCGUGUCGCGUAGAUGAGGCAGGGGCUGUUGGGAAGGAAAUAAAGGUAGAGGAGAUAGAGAAGGAAGACUGUGAAAACCCCUCUGAUCACCCUGUGAGCUGCUCUUUCCCCGUGUCUUUUCGGAUCUCCAGGGGACCCAUAGCAGCACCGCCACUCCCAGACACCCCUGCUGCACGACGUGGGGAGUUUCCCUCAAAUGUGUCCUUCAUCAGGGCCAACUAUAUCCUCGAAAAUGAUAAUCUGCUGCUGACUCAGUACCCAGAGUAUGAUGUCGUCAUGUGCCUGAGUGUCACCAAAUGGGUUCACCUGAACUGGGGAGACUGUGGCAUCAAGCAGCUCUUUCAGAGAGUCUACCGACAUCUACGCCCUGGAGGCCUGUUUAUUCUUGAGCCACAGCCCUGGGAAUCCUAUUACAGAAGGAGGAAGCUAACCGACAACAUUUUGAAGAACUAUAAAGGCAUUCGCCUCAAACCUGACCAGUUUUCAGCAUAUCUUACAAAUGAGGUUGGCUUCUCGAGCUAUGAGCUCAUUGGGACGCCCAAGUGUUCAUUUAGAGGUUUCCAGAGGCCAUUGUACUUAUUUAACAAAUAAGACCACUCUGCCUUGAAGAUUGUUGAAUGUGAACCUUAACCACCAUUAAACGUAGAGGCAAGCUCCAUCUGCCCCAGACUGCAAGUGUUCAUCUGAAGUCUAAACAAAGGUCAGACCUUUUCAGAUGCUGAAGGGGAAAUUGUUCGAGGAGAAAGGGACCAAAAAGAAAAUUUAUUUCGUAAAGAUGACAACAACCUGUCAACAACAGACACCAGUCACAACCCACUGCCUGCGCCUGGCAGAAAAACAUCUCCAUGGAUUGUCACCUUGUGGUGGAGAAGCUUGCAUGGUCCUGAGAGCAAUGCUGGCAGAAAGAACCAUCAGAGGACAGAAGGAACAUUGUGAUGAAUCCUCAUUAAACCACCCAGAGCCAUUUAUAGUAUGAGUUUUGCCAAAUUAUACCAUAGGUGCUCGUACUGUCAUUCCCUUGGACUAUUCUCAUGUCAAUGACGCCACACAUACACACACGCCCCCUUUUUUUUACCGUAUAGCUAUAUCUAUAUAGCUAUAUUAUGUGCCACCACACCACCACAUGUUAGAUCUUUUUUAGUCAUUUUUGUAAAAUAGACUUAAUGGGCAUAAUAUUGCUGAAAUGGUCUUAAAUCACCUUGGUGCCAUCAAAAUUUAUAAAUUUGCUCUUUUCAGAACUUUGUGCAUUGUGCCUACAGUAGAUUGCACCGCCGUAAGGGCCCUACAUAGUGAAAACAAGCAUACCAUCACUACUAACUAUCUAACUCGGGGGCAGAAAAUGUCAUUAUGCCCACUAGAAGUAUGCAUGUGAAACAGCCUGUAACUGUAAACAUGUUCUUAAUGCACAGAGGUGUGGCAGGCUUGUUUCCAAAACAAUUUAUAUUUUAUGAUUAGAGCCAGAGGUAAGUGAUGGGCAUUACCAUUAUGAAAGAUCAAAUUCUCAGUUACUGCUUGCAAGUGUCUGAAAAGAUGGUAAAACAAUAUAUUUGAUAGCUAGAAUUUUUUAAUCCAGAAUGUGCUAAUUCACUUCACGGGUUCUUCUAAGACUUUUGUAGCUUCAUUUAAAGAAAUAACCUUAGGCGUCCGGGUGGUGUGGCAGUCUAUUCCAUUGCCUAUCAACACGGGGAUCGCCAGUUCGAAUCCCUGUGUUAGCUCCAGCUUGGUCAGGUGUCCCUACAGACACAACUGGCCGUGUCUGUGGGUGGAAAGCCGGAUGUGGGUAUGUGUCCUGGUUGCUGCAGUAGCAUCUCCUCUGGUUGGUCGGGGCGCCUGUGCAGGGGGGAGGAGGAACUGGGGGGGAAUAGCGUGAUCCUCCCACACGCUAUGUCCCCCUAGCGAAACUCCUCACUGUCAGGUGAAAAGAAGAGCGGCUGGCGACUCCACGUGUAUCGAGGUAUGUGGUAGUCAACAGCCCUCCCUGGAUCGACAGAGAGGGUGGAGCAGUGACCAGGACAGCUCGGAAGAGUGGGGUAAUUGGCUGGAUACAGUUGGGGAGAAAAGGGGGGGGAUAACCUUGUGUAUCCUCAUUAUGACAAGAUGUACACUUGAGCUGUAAUACUAAUUGAUUGAUGGUUCAGUUAAUGCAGCAAUAAUAUGACCCUUUGGACUAUUUUGCAACAUGUGUCUAAAAUGUGUGGUAAGUUUAUUUCAAACUGCAGUGAUCCUUUGUUUUUCGUACUUUUUAUGUACUUUAAACUGGUUUAAAGUUGGUCGAGCAUCUUCAAGGCCAGUAUUUCCCAGUCCAGUACUCGAGUAACUCCUGUCUUAGGAAUUGUCUUCGUAACCCUACAUAGGUGGGCCCGCUUGUAUUUACUCAACCGAUUAGCACUUAAUCAUGUAAGAUUUGGCCCAUCUGGUAUGAUUGCUAUAAUGAUAUAAGUGCUAUAAUUAUUUAUUUUGGGGGGGGGGGAUUUUUUUCCCCCCUUUUUCUCCCCAAUUGUAUCUGGCCAAUUACCCCACUUUUUAAAGCCGUCUCGGUCACUGCU